Molecule: messenger RNA, 2770 nt
Organism: Myotis davidii
Lineage: Eukaryota; Metazoa; Chordata; Mammalia; Chiroptera; Vespertilionidae
Gene: GGA2
Product: golgi-associated, gamma adaptin ear containing, ARF binding protein 2
Exons: 18
Coding region: 26-1753 (575 amino acids)
Biological process (GO): vesicle-mediated transport; intracellular protein transport
Cellular component (GO): trans-Golgi network
Molecular function (GO): small GTPase binding; phosphatidylinositol binding; ubiquitin binding
Source: RefSeq, a predicted model, not a curated record
GCUCAAUAAAGCCACAGACCCAAGCAUGCCAGAACAGGAUUGGUCAGCUAUCCAGAACUUCUGUGACCAGGUGAACACUGAUCCCAAUGGCCCAACCCAUGCGCCCUGGCUGCUGGCCCAUAAGAUCCAGUCUCCACAAGAGAAAGAAGCUCUUUAUGCCUUAACGGUGCUGGAGACGUGUGUGAACCACUGUGGAGAGAAGUUCCACAACGAGGUGGCCAAGUUCCGCUUCCUGAAUGAGCUGAUCAAAGUGCUGUCCCCGAAGUACCUAGGGUCCUGGACCACAGAAAAGGUUAAAGGAAGAGUCAUCGAAAUCCUCUUCAGCUGGACAGUCUGGUUUCCAGAAGACAUUAAGAUCCGAGAUGCUUAUCAGAUGCUGAAGAAACAAGGAAUCAUAAAGCAAGAUCCUAAACUACCAGUGGAUAAAAUCUUACCCCCACCUUCUCCCUGGCCCAGGAGCUCCAUCUUCGAUGCUGAUGAAGAAAAGUCAAAGCUCCUGACAAGGCUUCUGAAGAGCAGCCACCCUGAGGAUCUGCAGGCUGCGAAUCGGCUGAUCAAGAGUUUGGUCAAGGAGGAGCAGGAGAAGUCAGAGAAGGUGUCCAAGAGAGUCAGUGCCGUGGAGGAAGUGCGGAGCCACGUGAAGGUGCUGCAGGAAAUGCUGAGCAGGUAUCGCAGGCCGGGACAGGCUCCGCCAGACCAGGAGGCCCUGCAGGUUGUGUAUGAGAGGUGUGAGAAGCUGCGGCCCACCCUGUUCCGGCUUGCCAGUGACACUGUGGAUGAUGACGACGCACUAGCGGAGAUUCUCCAGGCAAAUGACCUCCUCACCCAGGGAGUUCUGCUGUACAAACAGGUGAUGGAGGGCCGUGUCAUCUUUGGGAACACGGUGACCAGCACAGCAGGAGACACACCUGACUCCAGAGUCUUGCAGAGUCCAGCAGCCUGCCAGAGGAGCUGCCUGAUCGACUUGGAGCUGGAGGACAGUGAGUCUGAGCAGGCUGGGCCUGGGGCACCGUCUCUGCUUCAUCAGGACCUGGCAGCCUUAGGAAUCAGUGAUGCUCCAGUUACCAGCAAGGUUGCCGGGCAGAGUUGCUGUAAGGAAAAGAGGAAUCCUGCAGGCACACUGCCGGGUGGCGGUGUUCAGAGCCCAUCAGCAGAGAGGAGUGUGCUGGACCUCCUCUCCCCACAGCCACCUUUGGGCGCCCUGAAUUAUAUUCCACAGAAAAAUAUCCCCAAGGAAGUGCCACCAGGGACUAAGUCCUCUCCAGGUUGGUCCUGGGAGGCUGGCCCAUUGGCUUCGUCUUCCUCUUCUCAGAAUACACCUCUGGCUCAAGUGUUUGUCCCUUUGGAGUCUGUUAAGCCCAGCAGCCUGCCUCCGAUCAUUGUGUACGACCGGAACGGAUUCCGAAUUCUGCUCCACUUUUCCCAGACCGGGGCCCCUGGCCACCCCGAGGUGCAGGUGCUCCUGUUGACCAUGAUGAGCACUGCCACCCAGCCUGUCUGGGACAUCAUGUUUCAGGUGGCCGUGCCAAAGUCAAUGAGAGUGAAACUGCAGCCGGCAUCCAGCUCCCAGCUCCCAGCGUUCAGUCCUCUAAUGCCUCCAGCCGUGAUCUCUCAGAUGCUGCUGCUUGACAAUCCACACAAAGAGCCAAUCCGGUUACGGUAUAAGCUGACAUUCAACCAGGGUGGACAGCCUUUCAGCGAAGUUGGAGAAGUGAAAGACUUUCCAGACCUGGCAGUCUUGGGUGCAGCCUAACUUUUCUCAAGACACACCCUGCCAUUCAAGUAGAAUGCUGCUGGCACGUGUUCCGGAAGAUCUUCUAAAUGGAAUGCUUGUCGCACUGUUUUCCAGGCAAGAGGCUGCACGGACCAGAGGACCACACUGAUGGGCCAAUCAUGUUCUUCACCACUGUGCCUUAGAAUCACCCACAGCUGGGCCUCAGGGCAGAGGGGAACGCAGAUCCCAGGCCUUAUUCCGGCUGUAGGUUCCAAGGGUUGUGCAGCCUGUCGGCCCUUACUCAGGACCCUCAUCUCCAUCCUGUCUUCACAGGCAGGUACUCAGAGCCUGUGUGACACAGUGCCAGUCAUUGUCAAUUGCAGUUAGCAGGCUCCCCCUCGUCUGUUGCCUUUGCAACCCAAGAUGAACUGUGAGCAAAUAGAUAUGAAAAGAGCUUAGCAGUGAUUUAAGUGGUGGCUAAAUACAGAAAGUCAUUGAAUAAAUACCUGUGUAGCAAAUAUACUUUGUGAAGUUUUGAGUAAGUAGGAGGUGCAAAGCCCAUUGCAUUCAGAGAAGAUCGGCCCAAAGGGAACUGGCCUCUAUUGAGGACGGAAGGAAGACUUCAUGAGGGAUCAGGACCUCAGUCCUUCAGUGAAGACACAAGCCCCUGGGUCUGAACAGUGCUGGAAAGAGGUGUGGAUUUUUGUUACAUUCACAGUUCAAAGGAAAAUCCAGGUGUAUAAUGAAUACUGAGCACCCACUCUGUGCUUGAUUUACAAGUCCUGCGUGGUCUGGUUGGUGGGCGAAGAAAGCUGACCCUGCUGAUGGCCUGGGGAAGGACUGAAGUCCCAGCAGCUCACCGGUGUGGGCAGGAUUCUACCUCAGAAACUGCAAGGCUCCGUUUGGGGCUGUUUAUCACAAAACGCAGCACUCCACAGGCUGAUCUUUCACCGUCUACAUCUAGCUGGAAAUCUGCCAACACUGAUUGGUGGGGAAAGGUGCUAUAAAAGAUCAAGGCAUGCUAAUUUUUAAGCAUAUGAGAAAACUCAUAAAACA